This is a messenger RNA of Penicillium griseofulvum, 1191 nucleotides long. Its product is annotated as 1-aminocyclopropane-1-carboxylate deaminase/D-cysteine desulfhydrase. The record is from RefSeq and is a predicted model, not a curated record. NCBI's taxonomy places the organism in Eukaryota, Fungi, Ascomycota, Eurotiomycetes, Eurotiales, Aspergillaceae. Gene Ontology annotation, molecular function: D-cysteine desulfhydrase activity. The transcript has a single exon. Bases 1 to 1191 code for a protein of 396 amino acids.
AUGUCUAUUCCAUUCCAGCUACCAGAAACAUUCGCUCAGAUCCCACGCUAUAAGAUACUAUACCCCAGCCCAUCUCCUAUUCACCCCUUACCAUCAAUUGCACCAAGACUCUCCUCAGUCUCCCCCCACCACCCCCUCAUCACCGUCCACGCCAAACGGGAAGACCACUCCUCCCCACUAGCCUGCGCAGGCAACAAAUAUCGCAAACUAGAAUACAUAGUACCAGAUAUACUAUCCCAAACACCGCGCUAUCAUAGCCAUGAGAACAACCCAGCCCCUGUUCCGCUGCCAGGCGCAGUAACAACCCUCGUUACAGAGGGUGCAAUCCAAAGCAAUCAUACUGUUCAAGUAGCCGCUCUCGCGCGAAAACUAGGGCUUAAGGCUCUAAUCAUUUUGCACCGCGGUACAGGCGGUGGACUUGACGCAGCCAAGGACAAGGAAGCCUUCCAACGCAGCGGAAAUGUGCAAAUCAAUCACCUUCUGGGUGCGGAGAUUCGCGUAUGCGAAGAAGAUGACUCGCUAGCGCUUGAUACGACCCCUCUUCUGGAUGAAUUGAGGGCGGCAGGACAGAAUCCGUAUUGGAUUCCUAGUGGUGCGAGCUUGCAUCCACUUGGUGGGCUAGGGUAUGCACGGGCCGCGUUUGAAAUUGCGGCGCAGGAGGAGGAAUUGGGGCUAGGGGGUUCUGGGAUGUUUGAUUAUAUUUUUGUUGCGUGUGGAAGUGGGAGUACGGUUGGUGGAUUGGUGGCUGGGUUUAAGCUGCUGGAGAAGAUCAUGGGUAAGGGGUCGAGGAAGGUUGUUGGGAUUCUGACUUCGCCGACUAAGCCGCGGGCGUAUCAUGAAGCGCGUGUGCUUGCUUUUGCGCGAAGGGCGGGAGAGUUCAUCGGGCUCGAUGCCGAACGGGAUAUUGGGGUUGAGGAUGUGCGACUUGAUGAUCGGUUCGUUGGGACUGCAUACGGUGUGCUUGACAGCGGGAGUAACCUGGCUCUAAUGACUAUGGCGUGGAGGGAGGGUAUGAUGCUGGAUCCGGUGUAUACGGCCAAGGUUGCGAGAGGCAUGAUGCAUUGGGUGAACAAGGGUGAAGUCGCGGAUUCCGCUAAACCGUUAGAGCAGGUGAAUGUGUUGUUCAUUCAUACAGGUGGACAGGGUGCCCUGGGAGCUUAUGCGGAUCUCAUACAACAUCCCUGGAUAUAG